Molecule: messenger RNA, 1239 nt
Organism: Aspergillus ochraceoroseus IBT 24754
Lineage: Eukaryota; Fungi; Ascomycota; Eurotiomycetes; Eurotiales; Aspergillaceae
Product: SKI complex subunit WD repeat protein SKI8
Exons: 6
Coding region: 1-1239 (412 amino acids)
Biological process (GO): translation
Cellular component (GO): large ribosomal subunit; Cdc73/Paf1 complex
Molecular function (GO): structural constituent of ribosome; protein binding
Source: RefSeq, a predicted model, not a curated record
AUGGCUCUACGACUCCUUUCCUCCAACCUCUCGUUCCAGACGGUUCCUCGAUUCUUCGGUUCCUCGAAAUCUCUAACUUCCACCGUCGGAGUACUUGCGUCUCAACAAUAUGGCCUCCCAUCCGCUAUCCUACGGCCUGCCGCCUUUGCCCUGAACCUACCCGGCAUUAUCUCAGAUCUGUGGGAAUCCGUCCUCCGAGCCGUCCCGAAGAAGAAGACCUCCCAUAUGAAGAAGCGACACAGGCAGAUGGCCGGCAAGGCAUUGAAGGAUGUUAAGAACCUCAACACCUGCCCUGGAUGCGGACAAAUAAAGCGGGCUCAUGUUCUUUGCCCACACUGUGUUGAGACACACCCUACCGACAUUUUCUCGCUGGCCGUAACUGACAAGCAGAUCUUGUCGGCCUCUGGUGCCUCUGCUAUUCAGGUGCACUCCACAACCAACCCUGAAUUCCCACUAGUCCAGACCAUUGAUGAAGCCCACAAAGUCGGGUGCCAUCAUGUCGUGACUGAUGCGAGAGGGUCGAGGGCCGUGAGCGUUGGCUUUUGCGGCGAAGUGGUGAUUUGGGCCUGCCACGACGGAACAUGGUCGAAAGAUGAGACGGCUUCAGCAAAAAAUACAGGCUUUGCUGGUGUCUGGGCGAUUGCCCUUUCGGCGGACGGCCAGUUUCUCGCCGGUGCCAAUGAAAAUGGGCACGUCAAGGUCUGGGAUCUGAAUGCCGGAGAACAAAUCCGGGACCAUGAAACCAAGGGAAGCUUUGGGACUUGCAUAGAUCUGUCGCCCGAUGGUAGAUUUAUCGCCAGUGGUCAUGAGAACGGUAGCGUCUACAUUUUCAACACGGAAACCGGACGCAUGCCAUUUAGUCUAUCAGGCCUCGUCAAACCCGUUCGAUCUGUUGCCUUUUCUCCCGGUGGGAAAUUCCUUGCUGCUGCGGGCGAUUCAAAGGUGAUUGUGCUGUAUGAUACCUCUUCUGGUGAGCAGGUGGCUAGCUUCACCGGGCACUCGGCGUGGAUCUUAUCCCUUUCGUGGAGUCACACCGGAGAAUACCUCUUAAGCGGAUCAUUUGAUGGUAAGGUCAAGGUCUGGUCGGUUGAGACAAGAACCUGCGUUGCAACCCAUUCGGAAACUGAAAAGGCUAUUUGGAGUGUCAAAUGGCUACCCAAGGUGGGAAAAUCAGAAGGAUUUGCUACGGCCGGUGCAAACCGAAGCAUAUCGUUCUACCGCGAGGCCACAGGGGGCUGA